This is a messenger RNA of Knipowitschia caucasica, 570 nucleotides long. The record is from the annotation of a GenBank genome assembly. NCBI's taxonomy places the organism in Eukaryota, Metazoa, Chordata, Actinopteri, Gobiiformes, Gobiidae.
AUGGUUCUGCUCUUAUGGACACAAUCAAAAGAUGGCAUUGUGGCCCUUGCUGACGGGAGAAUGGACUCACCAGGUCAUUCUGCAACCAUGCAAGCAGCCGAGACCAGUUCAUGGACAUUUGGCGAGAUCGUGCUGAACCGCAGAUGGCUGAAGGAUGUGGAGAAGUUCCUCACAUUUCGGACCACCUCACAGCUGGAAUCAUUCCAAAACCAUAUUCUGAUCUUUGGACUACAAUCACCACAACAGCCGUCCGGCACAUGUGAACAGCAAAGGCCAAGUGUCCCUAAAGAGACUGUACAGCAAAAAAUCGAAACGGUAUCGGCACUUCAUACAGAGAGACAGGUCCUGGCAGAAUUUAACCAGAUCACCAGCUCCAAACUGGGCAAUGAUUUCGUUGAAGCAUUGGAUUGCCUAACGACACAGUUCAUCAAGCUCUUAAGGCCAAAAGGGGGUCUGCUGGCGCUAAGCUUUCCAAGAUUGUCCGGCACCUCGAUUCCUGUCAGAGGAGAUGGAGAAAGGAGAAAGGUACACAUCAAAAGAGAUGGUGGAACUGCAGGAAAACCCUGGUGA